CAGGUAUACCUUGCAUAAGUAUUUUUCGACCCAAGUCCCAUCGUCACUACACAGUUACUCCAAGACUGCAUUCGCCAUGGCCCCUGCUCUCAGCGUUGCCUCCCCGGUUCCUACGACCAAGUCCGCCUCAGAGGGCAAGCCUGCGGGGGCCAAGUCUGCAGUUGCCUCCUGCGUACUCCACAAGACGCCUAUUACACCCCCUCUUGCUGUCGGGGCGCAAGGCAUCUACUUCGACCUAGCUGACGGUCGCCGCAUCAUCGAUGCCGUCGGUGGUGCAGCAGUAGCCUGCAUUGGCAGUGGCCAUCCCGUAGUUGUCGAAGCGAUCCGCGAGCAGGCUGGGAAGCUAUCCUACACUUUCCAUCAGCAGCUCACUAACGAGCCAGUCGAAUUGCUCGCGAAGACAAUCAUUGAUGACAGCGAAGGGGCCUUCGCCCUCGUAGGCUUCGUCGCCGGAGGCACUGAGGCGAUGGAAGGUGCUCUAAAGACGGCGAGACAGUACUUCUACGAGACGGGCCAGACCCAACGUACAAAGUUCAUCGGAAGAAAGGUGUCCUACCACGGUGCAUCUCUUGGUACUCUCGGGGCUGCUUUCAACGCCGCUCGUCGUGCUCCAUAUGAACCCAUUCUGGACCACGAGACGUUCCACCAUGUUUCCCCCGCGUACUAUAAGCGCUUCCAUCAGCCGGGUGAGACCGAGGAACAGUACGUUGAGCGCCUAAAGAACGAGCUUGAAGCCAAAUUUCUGGAGCUCGGUCCCGACAAGGUCAUUGCAUUCGUCGCCGAGACCGUCGUGGGCGCCAGCUCGGGAGUGGUGAUUCCCCCGAAAGGCUACUUCAAAGCUGUCAAGUCCGUUUGCGACAAGUACGGUGCUUUGCUUGUUCUCGAUGAAGUAAUGAGCGGGAUGGGGCGCGUCGGAUCGAUGCACGCAUGGCAGACGUUUGGCGAUGGAGUGUCACCAGACAUCCAGGCCGUAGCGAAGGGCCUCGGCGCAGGCUAUACCCCCAUGGGGGCUGUCCUGAUUUCACGAAAGGUUGCCGACGGCCUCCACAGUAAGACCGGCAUAUGGCAGCACGGCUACACUUACCAGGCGCAUCCUCUGUGCUGUGCCGCCUCCCUUGCCGUUCAGAAGGUAUUGAAAGACGAGAACCUGAUAGCAAAUAUCCGCAAGCAGGGAGCACUGCUCGGAAACCUGCUGAAGUCCGGUUUGACUGGCUCCGGUAGCGUUGUUGCCCCGUAUGUUUUCGACAUUCGUGGGUCCGGCGGAUUCUGGGCGGUGGAGUUUGAAGUGGCUCCCGCAGGAGCUCCCAAGUUGGACUUCGGCGGUAAGAAAUUCGGGCCGCUCGUCGAGGCGCGCUGUUUCGAGAAGGGUGUCAUGAUCAUGGGCAUGUCGGGUGGCGGAAGCCUCGAUGGCACCGUUGGCGACCAUUGCAUGUUUGCCCCUGCUUACAACGUCAAGGCUGACGAGGUGCAGCGUAUCGUUGAAGUAUUCAUCCAGAGUGUAGAGGAGCUAGUGCAGGAGGCCCUCAAGGCGUAGAAAUCAUGUAUUCGACUUGUAGUAUAUUUCGCUUCAAUGGAUUUACAUCUCUAGUUUCA
Messenger RNA from Gloeophyllum trabeum ATCC 11539, 1593 nucleotides. Its product is annotated as PLP-dependent transferase. Gene Ontology annotation, molecular function: transaminase activity; pyridoxal phosphate binding. The transcript is spliced from 8 exons. The coding region runs from base 77 to 1534 and encodes 485 amino acids. The record is from RefSeq and is a predicted model, not a curated record. Gene Ontology annotation, cellular component: cytosol. NCBI's taxonomy places the organism in Eukaryota, Fungi, Basidiomycota, Agaricomycetes, Gloeophyllales, Gloeophyllaceae.